This is a messenger RNA of Leptosia nina, 345 nucleotides long. The record is from the annotation of a GenBank genome assembly. NCBI's taxonomy places the organism in Eukaryota, Metazoa, Arthropoda, Insecta, Lepidoptera, Pieridae.
AUGUUGUCGUUACGAAGAAUGUGUUUAAGGACAAUCCCAGAGAGAAUUCAGAAUAACGUGAUACUCAAAAGUUAUUCUAAAGCUGGAAGCUAUGCGAGUGAUCCUGAAGAUAAUACUAAAAAAUCUGAAUCAAACAGGUUAGCAGAAUUUCGAAAGAAACUUAGGGAAACCACACCAAUAAAUGAUUUAGGCGAACAAGCAGACUUAUCUUCUCCCAAAGAUGACCCUUUACCGGCUUGGCCAAACAAUACAAAUCCAAACACUGGUGAGGUAGGAGGACCUAGAGGUCCUGAACCUACAAGGUAUGGUGAUUGGGAAAGGAAAGGAAGAGUAUCAGAUUUUUAA